AAAGUAAUGUCUGAUAUUGACAGUAUUUUCAUGUACUUUGCAAACGUGUAGAAAAGCUUAAAAAGAUAAUAAAUAUAUAAGAAAAGGGGGAAGGAAAAGGAUUCGUCGUAAUGCAUUGUAUCGUAGUAUACCUAAUAAUCUAAAAUGGUCUAGUUAUUAAUAUUCGAUAGCCAAAAAUGCUUUAAUUGAUAUCAAAACGCCCCUCAUACAGCUGUCAAUCCGUCGCGUCAAAUCGUCGCGCUCAGUCGCUCAUGUCAAUCUUAGAAUUCUUAGAUUUGUUUGUUAUCUGGUGAAGAAUCACAACCACACUUGACACUCGCUUAAUUAUUCGUUUACUCUUCCUAAUUCGUUGAAAUCUACAUUCACAAUUUUUUUUUUUAACCUUUAAUCGGUAUUCGCAAGACGGUUCGUUUAGUUGAGGCGUAAUGGACGUGAUAAAUUCCUGUCGCUGUUGCCUCCAGGGUCGUCCGUACAAGGACAUGGUGACGCCGUAUACACAUCUCGGCAAAACGGAGAUAUAUUCCGUUAUGUUGAAAGACUGCUUCGAUCUACAUUUAACACUGGAUGCAAAUAUCUCAAGAGGGAUUUGCCUGAUGUGUGUGAGCCGUCUGCGAGAUGCAAGUGACUUCAAGCUACUAGUGCAACGUAGCCAGACAGAGCUCCAGGAAGCGUUGCUGGUUAAAGAUGAAGACAAUCUAGUCAAGUCAGAGCCGCCUGAUGAUGAGAUGAUGGCUGACUUGUCAGAGACAGAUGAAGACUCUAUAGUCAGGUCAGAGCCGCCUGAUGAUGAGAUGAAGGCUGAUUUGUCAGAGACAGACGUCGAGCGGUCCCCUUUCGAGUUUGCCAUGGCCAGUUCUAGUAGAGAGAAAUCAUACGACCGUGAAGAAUGUAACAAGGAUUUCAAAAAUAAGGCUGCCUUAGAGAAGCUCUUGAAAAAAACGCAUUUAUUAUCCGGAACUUCAUGUGAUUCAACAGUGACCCAGGAAAAUAAUAAUAGUGAUCCUUGUGGUUCCAAAAUCUAUAAGAUUAAGAAAAAAGAACAUGGUGUUGAGAAUUUGACGCGGAAGGCAAAUUUAAAACGCCGUGAAGUACAAACCCUUCUAUAUUGUAAUCAUUGCAGUUACACCAGUCCGUAUGAAAGUAGAAUACUCCGACAUCAAACGAUACACACAGUAAAAACCCUUUUAAAUUGUAAUCAUUGCAGUUACACAAGUACAAUUAAAGGAAGAAUGCUUCAACAUCAAAGGAUACACACAGAUGAAAAGCCUUAUAUGUGUGACAGUUGUGCUUAUCGGUGUAGUUCAAAAAAACACUUGCAAUCUCAUUUGAUGAUACACACUGACGAAAAGCCAUUUAGCUGUAGCAUUUGUGACUAUAAAGGUAGACGGAAAACGGAAUUACGACUACAUGAGAUGACACAUAGCGGUGAAAAACCUUAUCAAUGCAGUCAAUGUGAUUACAAGUGUAAUAUGAAAUCACAUUUAAAAAGACACGAGGGUACACAUUCUGGAAAUGAAAGUAAAUCCAAUAAAUGUACUCAUUGUGACUAUCAAACUAAUGAAAAGUCACAUUUUAAACGUCACCUUAGGAUACAUACAGGUGAAAUGCCUUUUAAAUGUGACUUAUGCGAUUAUCAGUGUCGGGCAAAAACCUACUUAAAUUUUCACCAGAUGAAACAUAGGGGGGAAAAGCCUCAUAAAUGUAGCUAUUGUGACUAUAGGUGCGCUCGGAAAUCAGAUUUACCGGCUCACCAGCGUAUACACACUGGUGAAAAGCCUUACAAGUGUGAUCACUGCAGCUAUGCAAGUCGGCAGAAACAUGUUUUAGUUGGACAUAUAAAAUCUAAACAUUCUGGUAAAAAAUGAGACGCUUUACAAGUGCAGUAACUAAAGCUACGCGAGUAGGAUAAAAGCAUGUUUUACAUGUGCAAUGUCGAAUCAUCCUGAUGGAAAACCUUCGGGUAGUGCUCGGAGACUUAGAGGGAGGGCAAAAUAAGUAAGCAUGUGUGCUCCAUAGAUCAGUUUUCUUACCAAAACGCUUAUUAUUUCCGUAGUUGACAUAUAGCGUCAAGUAGUGAAUUUAUCAGUACCGAUACCUGACACUAGAUGUCAUAAGUGUCGCGACUGACGAAGGUGUGCUCAGCAAUUUACAACUAAUAUUACAAGCUGAGGGAGUUAAAAAUAGAGUUCCGGUUAAUCCGGUUAUAAUAUUAGCUGAAAAUUGUUGAGGAUUAGACUUCAUUCGUCGCGACAUCUUUUGUCAAGUAGCAGUACUGAUAAAUCCGCUACUUGACGCUAGAUGUCUACGAAAAUAAUAAGCGUUUGGUAAGAAAACUGACGUAUGGAGUGAGCACUCUACGCUUACUUAUUUCUCUAUGGUAAUAGUAAGCAUGAUACUACAGAGUUUCGAUAUUAGGAGAACGAUUACGGUUUACGCGUAGUUAUUUUUAUACUUAAAAUAAAUUAUAGCAUAACAGUGACUGUACCUAAUAAAAAUAAGUUUAUAUGUUAAAUGUAUCUCUAAAAUUUGGUGUAUAUUUUACUACGUUUUGUUCGUAUUUCCAAGUAUAAACAGCGAAAAGUAAAUAGAGAAGACUGUCUUCCUACAAUACUGCGUGCUCAUUAUUAUCAUCAACCUUUUAAUCGCUUACAAUAUUUCAUCAAGCGUGCUCGUGUCGCAGCAGGUACGAAGUUACAGGAAGUUGUGUCUUAUUUGUCAGACUGCGGCAAAAUUGAAUUGAAUUGAAAUCAUUUUAUUUCGAGCAAAAAACUCAUAUAGUGUUCGUACAUACAAUAAUUAUUAUUUAUCUAUCUAUGUAUCUAAGUUAGUGUACAAUAUAAACAAAACAAUAAAUACCUAAAGCUAAUUAAUAUAAUCUAUUUCGAUGAUGCGUUGGGCCGUUGGGUUAAUGCAGUUGGUUCCAACGCCUCAUCAAUGGGCAGUCCACUCUAACGACAAAUGCGUUUAGGAGACUGUUGGUGCUACCCUGCAAACUAUGCAAUAGGGAUACCGCUCUUUUACGCAUAAUACCGUAAAAGUCAUCCGUACGGGCAUCGGCGAACAUCCCCGACGCACUGCAGUACCGAGGCAGACCCAUCAGUAUCCUAAACGCAAUAUUAUAUUGCACACGCAGGGCUUUGUACGAUCGCUGCGAGAAGCUGGUCCACAGGCUGCAAGCAUAAAGAAGACUGACAAUAAGCUUUAAAAAGUGUAACCUUUACGUCAUUGCUACACUUUGCAAACCUGCGCACCAGCAUAUUGCAUCUGACCGUCAACGCUCUGCGCUCUCGUUCCAAAUCAGGAUCGUCAUUAAGGCUUUCGGUGAGCCAUUGACCCAGGCACUUAAACCGCUCUACUCUCCUCAGAGCGGCACCAUUUAACUCAACCCUAGGAACUUCCUCUAGUUUCUUGUUGCCAGCCCUGAAGAUGAGUAGUUCACUUUUUGUAGUGUUAUACCUGAGCCCAUGUCUCUCCGCAUAAUGCUCACAUAUGUUUAGGAGCUUCCUGAGCGCUCUGAUUGAGGGAGCCAGCAGCACUAUAUCAUCAGCGUAACUUAUGUUGUGAAAUGAGCUGGAUAGUAUGUCUUAAAAUCAGACUACGGCGGUUAAAAGCAUAAAAUUUUAGGGUAUGUAGAUGUUCCGAAUAAUUUUAAUUUGACGUUUAUUUAAGAGUCAAACUCCCAUAAAAUCGGACCGAAGAAUAAAAUAAAAUAAAAUCGAUGUAGUGAAAAUACAGCCCAACCGAAGUCCGAACCACGUGACAUGUGAAACGUCACAUAUGAAAUAAAUAAAUAAUAUUCAUAUUAUAGGGACAUUCUUACACAAAUUGAUAAUGUUCCAAUGUACACUCAAGAAGACUUGUGUUGUGGGUUGGGUACUCGGACAACGAUA
Molecule: messenger RNA, 3890 nt
Organism: Cydia pomonella (codling moth)
Lineage: Eukaryota; Metazoa; Arthropoda; Insecta; Lepidoptera; Tortricidae
Product: zinc finger protein 271-like
Exons: 5
Coding region: 426-1865 (479 amino acids)
Biological process (GO): regulation of transcription by RNA polymerase II
Cellular component (GO): nucleus
Molecular function (GO): DNA-binding transcription factor activity; zinc ion binding; RNA polymerase II cis-regulatory region sequence-specific DNA binding
Source: RefSeq, a predicted model, not a curated record